AUGGACGACAGCGCUGUCAAACAGAUCCAGCUUGCACGGGCCCAUCGCUUGGUUCAGUGGCGCGGGAAAACACCCCGAGGCCGUCCCAUUGUGUCCAACCUCCUAGAUCCCAGACACAAGAUCACCAUCAUGGGGAAGGCCGGGGAGCUGAACAGGAACAGGACUGGGUUUGACGGACCAGUUUCCCGGCAAAGUCAUGCGGCGACGCAAGUUGCUCCAACCGGUGCUAGCAGAGGCAAGAACCGCUGGUCGGAGAGCUAA
Messenger RNA from Knipowitschia caucasica, 261 nucleotides. The record is from the annotation of a GenBank genome assembly. NCBI's taxonomy places the organism in Eukaryota, Metazoa, Chordata, Actinopteri, Gobiiformes, Gobiidae.